Molecule: messenger RNA, 930 nt
Organism: Anolis sagrei ordinatus
Lineage: Eukaryota; Metazoa; Chordata; Lepidosauria; Squamata; Anolidae
Source: RefSeq, a predicted model, not a curated record
ACCCCUCUGCUUUUCCUCCCUCAAACCAACCUGAGAUAAUGCGGUGGCAUUCAGGGCUGAUUCCCGUGACUUUUUCCUUCCUCUUGGCGAUGGCAUGGAGCCUUUUCCCGACGCUGACUGGCGCCCAGAACAAGCCCAGGAUCAAUGCCAGUAAUAAGAUGACUAUUAAUACCAAUGUUUCGCCUUCAAAACCCAUCACACUACAGUGCAACCUCACUGCAAGUAACAUUUCUGACAUUUCCAGUUACUGGGCGAAAAAUGGUAAAGAAAUUUCAGGCACUAGGAAUGCUACAAACAACACAAAAUACAGAAUUCAAAAGCCCAAAACAGAUGAUUCCGGGGAGUAUUCGUGCGUGUUCGUAUUCAAUAGCUCCCAUUCAGUAAAUGCCAUUAUUGAAGUGAAAGCUGCUCCUGAUAUUAUUGGGCACAAACGAAGUGAGAACAAGAAUGAAGGGCAAGAGGCACUGAUGUACUGCAAAUCGGCAGGUUACCCGAACCCUAAAUGGAUGUGGUAUAAGAAGAUCAAUGAUAAUUCUGUGACGAUCGACAACAGUUCUGGUCGCUUCUUUAUCAACAAGAAAGACAACUAUACUGAACUGAUCAUUAUGAACCUCCACGUCAAUGAGGAUCCUGGCCUGUAUGAAUGCAAUGCAACCAACUCAGCUGGUCAUGAUACAGCAAUUACAAUAUUGCGUGUUCGCAGCCGCUUGGAUCCUUUGUGGCCCUUCCUGGGGAUUCUGGCAGAGAUAAUUACUCUUGUUGUUAUCAUUAUGGUUUACGAGAAGAGGAAGCGGCCUUAUGAGGUGCCUGACUAUGAUGAACAAAAUGAACCAAUAAAAACCAACUCCACAAACAACCACAAAGACACAAAUCUACGGCAGAGAAACACAAAUUGAAAAUAUUGCUUAUAGCUUUAACUUUGAGAGACUG